CAGGUGACCAUGCAUGCGACGAUUGUAAGCAAAAUGAUUUAAUUAUGCAAAUAACCCUGACGGCGACACGAAUUGGCUGCCGUUAAACAAAUAAAAGCUGAGUGAACAAUUUUUAUUGCAAAUGUUAAUUUAAAAUCAAAAACAACAAAUAAAUUUAUUUAUUUAAUUCAGAAAAACACUAAAAAUAAUCUAAAUGCGCAAGCGCCCAUAAUAUUAUUAUGAUCCGGUGAAAAAGCGUUCACUGGAUCGAAUGGUUUGAUGACAGGCUGCACAGUAAGAGUCAGUGUCGAACGUGUGCUAUCGCUCAGCAGAGCACAGGAAUGAGCGAUAAUAAAAAUGGAUAUCUGGUAUUGUAUGGACACGUAGGAGUUUCCGCAGCGGAAAGUAACUUUCGAAUGCUAGGCAACAAAAGCUAAUGGUCAAUCACGACCUACCAACGCAUCAGUUGGAGAUGCCGACUGUUGACUUUAAUGAUGACAGCAAAAACUGUUUCUGGACGAGACAAGAAAGAAGGGCAUGGUUCAUUUCAUUGUACUGCGGCACAUGUCUACUUUACGCAACCAGGACGUCGGUCCCUCUGCUGAUGCCAGUGGUCAGCAAAGAAAAGCAGUGGAGCAAAGCCGACUCCGGAAUGAUUCUGUCCAGCUUCUUCUGGGGCUACACUCUAACUCAAGUAGCCAGCGGAUAUAUUAGCGAUCGAAUGGGCGGGCAGAGAGUGAUGUGGAUCGCAGCUCUAGGAUGGUCACUCACUACAUUCUUUAUGUCCGAUGUCAUUGAAAUGUUUUCUUCUAGCAUUCACUGUGUGCUGAUUAUUGCUAUCGCGCGUAUGCUAAAUGGUGCUUUUCAAGGAAUGCAUUUUCCUAGUGUUAUAAGUUUGACCAGCCAGCAUUUAGAAGAAUAUGAAAGAGCUUCAUUCUUUGGGCUCCUGACUUCAGGGUCGGCACUUGGUACUUUACUUACCGUGACUCUAGGUUCUUAUUUAAUGAAAGCUUAUCAUUGGCAAAUUGUUUUUCAAGUACUAGGUAGUUUAGGAUUUUUGUGGACAAUAUUUUUGUAUUACCAAAGUUUGAAAGUACCGAGAAAAAAAUUAAAGAUGUCAAUUGACGAUUCUAUUCAUAGCAACUUGCCCUGGAGGCAACUGUGGUCUAAGUCACCUUUCUGGUCCUGUGUGUUUACGCACGCGUGUCAAAAUAAUUGUUUUUUUGUACUACUUUCUUGGAUGCCAACAUACUUUCACGAUACAUUUCCUGAUGUACAGAGCUGGAAAGUAAAUAUGAUACCUUGGCUGUCAUUAGUACCUUGCACAUUUAUCGCAAAAGUACUGUCAGAAAGACUGAUAAAAACCGGGUACUCUGUCACGGCAACGAGAAAAAUUAUCGAGACAAUUUGUUUAACGACUCAGAGCAUUAAUUUACUUAUCUUGUCUCGAGUUACGACAUUUCCUAGCGCAAUGAUCUGUUUAAUGUUGAUAAUUGGAGGCACUGGUUUUCAUAACACAGCGAUUGCUGUUAAUCCUUCAGAUCUUGCACCAAAACACUCCGGAAGUGUUUUUGGGAUAAUGAAUUCCAUUGGUGCAGUGCCUGGUUUUCUAGGCGUUUAUUUAGCUGGCCAUAUUCUACAUAUGACACACAGUUGGGCAGCAGUAUUUAUACUCACAUCAAUUAUUGACGCUCUUGGUUGCAUCGUGUACUUGGUAUUUGGUUCAGGACAACCGAUAAUAUAAAUACAAAUACUUAAAAAAUAAAAUAUCAGUGAUUAUAGAAAUAUUAAAAAUUAUUAUUAAUCUUGUAAAUAUUUAAAUGAAUUUGUAGAU
Molecule: messenger RNA, 1813 nt
Organism: Microplitis demolitor
Lineage: Eukaryota; Metazoa; Arthropoda; Insecta; Hymenoptera; Braconidae
Gene: MFS18
Product: solute carrier family 17 member 9
Exons: 8
Coding region: 416-1723 (435 amino acids)
Biological process (GO): transmembrane transport
Molecular function (GO): transmembrane transporter activity
Source: RefSeq, a predicted model, not a curated record